Messenger RNA from Peromyscus maniculatus bairdii (prairie deer mouse), 411 nucleotides. NCBI's taxonomy places the organism in Eukaryota, Metazoa, Chordata, Mammalia, Rodentia, Cricetidae. The record is from RefSeq and is a predicted model, not a curated record.
AUGAUGCGAUCUCAAGUCCUCAUUUCAGUCCUCUUAAUCCUUCUCCCAGCUGCCGUGGAUUCUUUCCCACAAGUGCAUGGAGUGAUGGGUCACCCUGUGACACUGCCAUGUACUUACCCAGUGUCUAACGGACUCUCAUCCAUGUGCUGGGGCCGAGGGGCAUGUGCUUCUGACACAUGUGGACAAACACUUAUCUGGACUGAUGGACACAGAAUCUACUAUCGGACAAAUAAUCGCUACCAGCUGAAGGGGCAGCUUCUUCAAGGAGAUGUGUCCUUGACGAUAGAGAAUGUCACUGAGAGUGACAGUGGUCUCUACUGCUGUCGGGUGGAAAUGAAGGGGUGGAAUGGUGUACAGAGAUUGACCACCUCACUGCAAGUUCAACCUGUGAAGAACUUGGAUGAGGCUUAG